This is a messenger RNA of Thunnus maccoyii (southern bluefin tuna), 3565 nucleotides long. RefSeq names its product homer scaffold protein 2 (gene homer2). The record is from RefSeq and is a predicted model, not a curated record. Gene Ontology annotation, molecular function: G protein-coupled glutamate receptor binding. NCBI's taxonomy places the organism in Eukaryota, Metazoa, Chordata, Actinopteri, Scombriformes, Scombridae. Gene Ontology annotation, biological process: G protein-coupled glutamate receptor signaling pathway; regulation of store-operated calcium entry. Gene Ontology annotation, cellular component: plasma membrane; dendrite; postsynaptic density. The transcript has 10 exons. The coding region runs from base 742 to 1806 and encodes 354 amino acids.
GGUCAGUAUCGGAACGUUGAAACUCCGGCGUUAUUUGAUAACAACGGUUGACUUUAAACACAACUUAAAGCGACAUAUUUUUAACAAAACAUGACAGUAAGAAGCGCAGCUAACCGCUUAAAUUCGCUGCCGUUAUACCGUUAUAUCGCUUAAUUAAGGAGAAAGUGCCAACUACUGGAAUCCAACACAGUCGCUUAAAACAUACCACAGUUUGGGUUUAACGCCACCACAGACACCACAGUUUUUUUUAAGUGUGGGUGGCUCUGGCAGAGGCGUGAGCAGGUGGAAGCCGCUCCGUGUCGCUGCUGCUGCCCUUCAUAUGAAACACAAUCCCGGUGGGGAGGAAGAAACUCUGCCCAGCAAGCAAGCAAGCAAGCAAGCAAGCAAGCAGGGAAAUUAACUUAAUUCAUCAGCGCCGGUUGUUGUAAGACAAGCGAGGAAGAAGCUAGUCCACAGUGGGAAUUUACACUGCUGCACAUCUGAAGAGGAAAAACAAACAAGCAGAGAGAAAAAAACUUCGUGAAAUGACCAGAGCUCUGUGAGACUGAGCUUUAACAACCCGGUGAAUCGAGUUUUCCGAAGAAGUGCUCUCAUAUUUCAGCUGUCGCUCUCAGCACCAUAGAGGACCCGGCUCACGGGAAAUGAACUCUUAGGACCGCUUAUCAUCUGCGGACUUUGACUGCGAUUUAACACACAUUUUUUUCCACUAUAAAAAAGGAGUUGUUCCUCAAGUCCGCGGCAAUGGGGGAGCAGCCGAUCUACACCACCAGGGCUCAUGUCUUCCAAAUCGACCCAACCACCAAGAAGAACUGGGUUCCUGCCAGCAAGCAGGCUGUCACUGUCUCCUAUUUUUAUGACAGCACACGCAACAGCUACCGCAUCAUCAGCGUGGAUGGAUCCAAGGUCAUCAUCAACAGCACCAUCACACCCAACAUGACGUUCACCAAGACGUCGCAGAAGUUUGGCCAGUGGGCAGACAGCAGGGCCAACACUGUGUUUGGUCUAGGCUUCUCCUCAGAGCAGCAGCUCACCAAGUUUGCUGAAAAGUUCCAGGAGGUAAAAGAAGCAGCCAAGCUAGCAAGGGACAAAUCUCAAGAGAAGGUGGAGACGAUGAGUAAUCACUCCCAGGAGUCUGGACGUGAGACACCGUCAACCAACCAGGCGUCCAGCAUUAAUGGGACAGAUGAUGAGAAAAUCUCUCAUGUCGGUCCGGAGGCUGCCCUGCUGAAGAACGAGAACGAACUCCUCAAGAGUGCAGUAGAGCAGAGCAACACCAACGCCAAGAAGUGGGAAACAGAGCUGCAGACUUUAAGAGAAAAUAAUGCCAGGCUGGUGGACGCACUGCAGGAGUCCUCAGCUAAUGUAGAAAGCUGGAAGAAACAACUUAGUGCCUGCAAGGAGGAGAGUGACACGCUCAGGGAAAAGAUUGCAGAACUAGAAGCCCAGUGUAAUGAAGCCAAUCAGGAGAAGCAGAGAAACGCCCAACUGAGUGCACGAGUGCAGGAGCUGGAGACCGAGCUACACGAGAAAGAGCAGGAACUGGAGAACCUGAGGAAGCAGGCAGAGAUAAUCCCUCAGCUCAUGGCAGAGUGCGAGACCAUCACCGCCAAACUGCAGGCCGCAGAGACGACGAACAAGGAACUGGAGGGGAGGAUAGAGGGUCUUCAGAUGGACAUGGAGGAAAGCCAACAAAAGCAGGGCAACAUGAAGGGCGAGCUGAAGAAGUUCAUGGAUAUUCUGGAUGGAAAGAUAGAUGAGCUGCAUGAGUUCAGGCAGGGGCUCUCCAAGCUAGGUGUUGAUAACUGAGAAAAAAGUGGCACUGAGCUGAGAGGGUCAGAGGUCAGGUACGAAGGAUUCACUACAGUAUGUCUUCAGGGCAGAAACUAUGUGGCACCUACUCCCCCAAAGUGAUGUCCACUCAUAAACAAUCAGCUUUGGCUACUAAUAAACACUACCAUGUGAGAAAGAAAUGUUUUGGAGAGGGAGAGCGACACUGGCAGACUUACUAAAAGGAAGGGCCAGCAUGCUUUUCCGUUUCUGUGGGGGGAAACGGCUUUAAAAAGCUGGUGGUGGGUUCUUAGAUUCUGUCCAUCUGUCUUCUUUCUGAAGGCUGCAGCAGAGUAGAGGAGGGGACUUAAAAGGGCUAAAACGAACAACACACAAAGACAAUGCUGUUCAGCAUCACUCAAGUAAUAAUUGGUGUUAAUCCUUGUGGCCCCCUCAGAGAAUUAGAGAUGAAAUCUUUCUAUGACUGUCCUCGCUGUUGCCUCUUGUCUAUCUCAGGUGUGUUAGGAGACAGUUUGUACUCAUUCAAUUAUAUGCACAUAUAUGACACACGGCCGUGACACAAAGUGCCUCCAGGUGAGUCUAAAAUUCUACCUGGCAAGGAGAACCGGCCAAGUGAUGACCGUCACCAUAAUAAUAACUUGAAGCUUUUUUUUUUUUUGUGAGAAAACCUGAAGAAAAAUGAUCAUGUUGGGGGGAAAAACAAAAAAAACAUCCUUUUUAAUGAAUUAAGAUGGAAAAGAAAACACAGGCAGGCGAGCCCGUCUUGAGAAUGUUGUUAAUGGAUGUUAAUGUGGUGAGAAACACAAAGGACAAAAACAGGUGUUUGCACAAAAACGACUGAGGAAGGACUGGAGCGGGAAUCAUCAGCUGUCUUGUGGAUGUUUUCAGUAAACAGUCCGUUUGAUAAUAUUUGCAUAAAGAAGGAAAACUUUUCUCAUCUCAGGAGCUUUCCUGCAGAAACGUAGUCAUCCAAAAAUAAGAAUAAUAAUAAUAAUAACAAUAGGAACCCCAUUUUGCCAUGAGUGUAGUGUAGUGUUUAAAGGACUUUGUGUGUGCAAUAGUAUUUUGUCCAUUUGUAGAACAAAGAUGUUACGUCUCUCCAAGGCUGUUGAUGUGCUUCCUACACACUUGUUUUUGUUAUGGUGGUGGUUAUUUUUGGGUGAGGGGGGGGGGGGACUUGGUGCUGUCCGACGGGUGACUAAAUGUGAAAGUGUACUUCACUGAAAAUGUUUAGAUGGCAUGGACCUUUUCACCACAAUCCUGUCAUAUUCUUGGUUUUUGGUUUUACAUAUUUAUUUAUUUUUGGUGCCUCUCUGCAACUAGCGUUUCUAGAACAUACCAAGUAAAUCAACAUAAAGCCUCCACAGAUGUACAAUAAUAUAUUAAAUAUACCAAAUUGUCUGGCUUCAGAAGUUUUAUCGUGGAGGACAUUUUUACAGGAUGGUGUUCAAAGCUGCUUUUUACAGCAGUCUGCUGUUUUUGAAACAUUUGAAAUCAAAGGAACAUGUUGUAGUGGCAUAUUUACUAGGUAAUACUAUGAUGUUAUGAGUCAACAUUUUUCACCACUGUUUUGAUCUUGUCAUAAGAUUGAGCUAAAUAUGAAGGGAUUUUUGCUUAUUAUCUCUCUGUUGAGCCCUACUGUUCAUAAGUCACCUGAACCUGCAUAACACAAAGUAUGAUCCUUCCUUUUGAACCAAUGCCUCUUGUAAACUUUUGUGACUCCUGUUCAAUAUUGUACAAUAGAACUGACAAUUGCUAAAAUUUAGUUUAAUUACAA